AAAUUGUCAACUUCUACUCUGCAAUCACAAAAAGAUAAAGCUCCAAAGCUGCGGUUCAACAACCAGUCACCAGCCGCGAGCCAGCCGCUUCAUUGUAUAGGUGAUUCAAAUGGCUGAUGAAGAUAGAAAUCUCAUUGAGAUCUUGGCGAAUAGCCCAAUAGACUUCAAUAAAUAUAUUGGUUAUGUUAGUUCUCCCAAAUGUGGAGCUAUAGCAACAUUUGCAGGUACAACGCGUGAUACAUUUGAUGGUAAAGAAGUGUUAGAGCUACAGUAUGAAGCAUAUGUUCCAAUGGCAAUACGUUGUCUUAAAUCUCUCUGUUCUUCUGCCCGAUCAUCAUGGGAUAUCCACUCGAUAGCAGUUGCUCACUGCUUGGGUACUGUUCCUGUUGGAGAGACUAGUGUAUUUGUUGCAAUCUCAUCUGUCCAUCGAGCAGAUGCAUUGGAUGCUUGCAAGUUUCUGAUUGAUGAGCUUAAAGCAUCAGUUCCGAUAUGGAAGAAAGAGGUAUAUACAAAUGGAGAGGUGUGGAAAGAGAAUAAAGAGUUUAUCGAGAGGAUGCCAGAUCUUGGGAAGGCAUCACAUGAUCAAGGCGGAGCUUGCUCUGGUAAAAAGAAAGUGGAGGCACACGAGAGAAAGAGCUGCUGUGGGACGAAGGUUAAAGUCAAUGACGAGUCUGCAGAUUCUUGUAGGUUCUGAGGCACAUAUUGUAUUUCAUUCAAAUCCUUCACUUUUAAACAAACCCGAAAACUAAGAAAUGGUUAAUUCAUUCCUCUUUGUUGUGUGUGCAAUACCAACUAUAACAUGCUCUGGCACAUCAGAUUUAUAGCUGAAGGCAGUUUCUUGUAAGUGUACAUACGAUUUAAUUGUGCUCCCAUUUAACUCA
This is a messenger RNA of Solanum tuberosum (potato), 881 nucleotides long. RefSeq names its product molybdopterin synthase catalytic subunit. Gene Ontology annotation, cellular component: molybdopterin synthase complex; cytosol. Gene Ontology annotation, biological process: Mo-molybdopterin cofactor biosynthetic process. The coding region runs from base 110 to 694 and encodes 194 amino acids. The transcript has 2 exons. Lineage: Eukaryota; Viridiplantae; Streptophyta; Magnoliopsida; Solanales; Solanaceae. Gene Ontology annotation, molecular function: molybdopterin synthase activity. The record is from RefSeq and is a predicted model, not a curated record.